Molecule: messenger RNA, 2500 nt
Organism: Labrus mixtus (cuckoo wrasse)
Lineage: Eukaryota; Metazoa; Chordata; Actinopteri; Labriformes; Labridae
Gene: arih2
Product: ariadne homolog 2 (Drosophila)
Exons: 15
Coding region: 419-1951 (510 amino acids)
Biological process (GO): positive regulation of proteasomal ubiquitin-dependent protein catabolic process; ubiquitin-dependent protein catabolic process; protein polyubiquitination
Cellular component (GO): cytoplasm; ubiquitin ligase complex
Molecular function (GO): ubiquitin protein ligase activity; zinc ion binding; ubiquitin conjugating enzyme binding
Source: RefSeq, a predicted model, not a curated record
AUUGAUAAGUACCUCUGUACCCGUCUAUCUUCCGCCUACCAGCCGAGCGAGCAGAGAGUAAAUCGCUCUUUGGGUUUCCCCACACAAAAACCACUUCUGGCUUUCAACGCUGACAGAGUCGACGCUGAUCUCAGAGUCUUCUCCCCCCUUCUUAGAUAACCCUGUAACCGGUUUUCCAAAUGAGUGACGGAGAGUGUGACUUCUUCUGCUUCUUCCGCUGCUGCUGAGCGCUCUGUAAGCGCCACUGACACACAGGAAGGCCGUGCGUCUCCCAACAGCGAACCAAGAAGGUUUAAAGGGGAAGCAGAGUGACGAAGGGAGGCAGAGUUUAAAUCGAGACAUUACAGCCAAUCGGACCAUUAGGAUCGGACAGGUAGGCGGGGCGUCUACCUGUCCGGGUGUUUAAAUAAUCGACUGGAUGUCUGUGGACAUGAACAGCCAGGCGUCGGACAGCAAUGAGGAAGACUUUGGGGUGAACUCUGAGGAGGAGGAGGAUGAUGAUGAUGGAGGAGAAGAGGAGGAUCAAGGCGACAUCGUAGGCUACUACGACGGUGUGGCCAGUGAUGUGGAACAACAGGGCGCUGACUCUUUUGACCCAGAAGAGUACCUGUUCACAUGCCUGACCUACAAAGAGAGUCAGCGGGUGCUGACGGAGGAGGUUAACACUGUGGCUGUUGCACUGAAGGUUUUACCUGCAGUAGCAAAACUGAUCCUGGUGCAUUUGCACUGGCACGUUUCACAAAUACUGGACAGAUAUAAGUCCAACUCGUCACUGCUGUUGUCAGACGCUCUCGUUCAGCCCAGCAGCACCUGCAGAACAGUCACUGCCCCUCAGUCCCUCCAGUGUGGUGUGUGUCUACAGGUCGUAAGAAGAGACUCGCUGCUGGCACUGCCCUGCCAGCACUCCUUCUGCAAAGCAUGCUGGGAGCAGCACUGCACUGUACUCGUCAAAGACGGCAUGGGAGUGGGUAUCUCCUGUAUGGCUCAGGACUGUUCGCUGCAGAUGCCAGAAGAUUUUGUCCUGCCGCUGCUGCCAGCAGAGGAGCUGAAGGACAAAUACAGACGCUACCUCUUCAGAGACUACGUUGAGAGUCACUUCCAGUUGCAGUUGUGUCCGGGUGCAGACUGUCCUAUUGUCAUCAAAGUGCAGGAGCCGCGGGCACGCCGGGUGCAGUGUAGUCGCUGCAGUGAAGUCUUCUGUUUCAAAUGCCGUCAGAUGUACCACGCACCCACAGACUGUGCAACAAUCCGAAAAUGGCUGACCAAAUGUGCAGAUGACUCAGAGACCGCUAACUACAUCAGCGCGCACACUAAAGAUUGUCCUAAGUGCAAUAUCUGCAUUGAGAAGAAUGGAGGGUGCAAUCACAUGCAAUGUUCCAAGUGCAAACACGACUUCUGCUGGAUGUGUCUCGGCGACUGGAAGACUCACGGCAGUGAAUACUACGAGUGCAGUCGCUACAAAGAAAACCCUGAUAUAGUCAACCAGAGCCAACAGGCUCAGGCCAGAGAGGCCCUGAAGAAAUACCUCUUCUACUUUGAGAGGUGGGAGAAUCACAACAAGUCUCUGCAGUUGGAGGCUCAGACGUACCAGAGGAUCCAGGAGAAGAUCCAGGAGAGAGUGAUGAACAACCUGGGAACCUGGAUUGAUUGGCAGUACCUGCAUAACGCUGCAAAGCUACUGGCUAAGUGUCGCUACACGCUGCAGUAUACAUACCCUUACGCCUAUUACAUGGAGUCAGGCCCACGAAAGAAACUGUUUGAGUACCAGCAGGCCCAGCUGGAAGCAGAAAUAGAAAACCUGUCGUGGAAGGUGGAGCGGGCCGACACCUACGAGAGAGGAGUGGUGGGGGAGGGGGAGCUGAGUGCUAGUGACAGAGGGGAUCUGGAGAAUCAGAUGCACAUUGCUGAGCAGAGGCGACGCACGCUGCUGAAGGAUUUUCACGACACCUGAGGCUCCAUUGGCGACUGCAAAGCACCAGCGUCUCCCAUCCCCCCCUUCCUUUUUUUCCCCUUGCCUCCUUUACCUUUGCUUCCUUCCAUGACCAUCCAUCGAUGCAGUCAGACUGAGCCCUCCUUUCGCUUCUCCACAACCGGCUCAUUUUGCUUCUUUCUUUCUGUUUCUCCCUCCUCUUACUCCCACGAUGCUGCAGGGUCACAGAAAGGCACGAUUGUAUCUCCCCUUCCCUCUUCUCAUUGUCAUCGUCGGCUCAUUUACAGGUUUUUGGCUUCGGCGCAUCAUACCGCUGCAGUUACACUUGUUGAAGCUUUUCAUAUCUGAUCGAAGAGGUCCUUGGUCAGAACGUUGUGGGUGUAUUGAUAUAUAUCACAUUAAGCAUUAAUACACCAACGUGAGCAGCUAAAAGCAUCGUGUUGCUCUACACAAUAGUGUAAAAGUUACUGAUGUCGUUCUCCAACAUUUUUUCUAUGACAGCAAAGUAAAACUGCUCACGGCAGAGAAACUUUUUUUGUAUGGAGAUGAAAUAAAAUUUCUUUAAGGAGA